AUGGCUUCAGCACAAGAUCUUAAUCUAAUCCAACAAAUGGAAGAACUACUGACAUGUUCGAUUUGCAAAGGUACUUUGAAUGAACCGACAACACUUUCCUGCUUCCAUUCAUAUUGUAAACAAUGUAUUUCAAGGUAUAUCGAAAUUCAAAGGGAGAAAGCUCAGCAAGAACAUACAGCCCAGCAUCUGUUCAACUGUCCGCAGUGUAGAACCCAGUUUGAACUGAAGCAAGGAGAAAGCGUGGAACAAUUUCCAUCCAACUAUUUUAUAAACAACAUGCUGGGCAUAUUGAAAAUACAACAACAAGCUCAUAAACUAUCUUGUGAAUCUUGCAGAGCUCAACUACCUGCCGCAUGCCGAUGUAUUGAUUGUGAACGUUAUCUGUGCAAGAACUGCCUGACAACACACAACAACUGGCAUGAUUUCAAUGACCAUGUUGUUUUAACUUUGGAAGAGCUAGCAAAACCUGGAAAUCAGACUAAAUCGAAAGAGAAGCUCCACUGCCAGAAACAUGGUCAUGAGAAGAAAGCCUAUGCAUUUUAUUGUGAUACAUGUCAGGAACUGAUUUGUAUUAAUUGUGCCGUCUUAGACCAUCCCAAACCUGAUCAUUCAUGCCAACCACUUAACAAAGUCGCUGAUGAACACAAGACAUCGUUGAAGAUAACGUCUCACAUGUUACAGAAGAAAUCAAACGAAGCUCAGAAUACUUUGAAAAAAAUAAAAGAUGCUGCCCAAUUCCUCGAGGGCAGCACCAAGAACGCAAGAGAGGCCAUUUUGAAGCAAAAUGAGGAAAUUUUGAACGAAUUUGCUCGGCAGCUCGGAAUAAAAACGAGAGUCUUGUUUGAUGAGGUUGACGAGAAUUACCGCUUGGUCAACGAAAUCCUUGACAAACAAACCAACUACAUGAAAGCCUAUGUGGAGAAGGUAAACGGCUCACUGGAUUUGGCGAAGAAUCUGGUCGAAAAUGGUAGUGAUGAAGAAAUCCUAUCGCUUGGAAAAAAAAUCGAGGUGAAUGCCAAUGACAUCGAGAAGGAAUGUCCAAAGUUGAUGCAGCCAGCUCAUAAUGGUAAUAUUGAAUACCGGGCAAAUUUAAUCAAAACCAUUGUUGACAGAAUAAAUCUGAAUGAUCUGGGGAAUGUAGGUAGGUAAAAUUUAAUAUAUAUUUUCAAAAAUUCAGAUUUAUUUAUAUAUACAUAAUUUAAUUAACAGAUGUCUUUCAAUCAGAUUUGUCCCCCCAGCCAACGCCGCACAGCGCCGUUCCGUGCGUAAGCCCGGGCGAGGGUGCUAAUUCCGCUUGGCUAUUUACACCCGGGGAAAAGGAAAGAAUUAGCGAAGUGUGAAGUUCAUCAAACAUCGCGGGCGUCUGGCCAUGAUCCAAGGGCGGACCUCCCACUGAUCUCAAAAAAAUAGCGGGCUGUCAUGGAAAUGACGAACACCGAUUGGUCAAAUUUAAACUUCGCUUUAUGAUGACUGCAUUACGACAUCAUCAUCAUAUUAAUAAACACUGUUUGAAAAUAUAUCUGCUUUUUAAUCUGACUUUUACAAGGGUUCUUUUGAGAAAAAUUUAAAAAAAUCAAUUAAACAAAUAAAAUAUUAAAGAAAAGUUAUGGAAUCAAACGAAAACCAGCAAAACAACGGAGAAAAAGGCGAACGACUUGCGAACAAAGACGUCGACGUUUACUACAUGAAACGGCGUUAAGAGACGUGCAUGCAGCCAAACAGUUUAUUUGUUCAUAUAAACAAUCAGGGCCGUAACUAGACGCGAUAAUUGUGUGUGGGGGGGUCCAUAUUCAUAUAUUCGUGUUCUGCCCUACUGAGUUCUUCAGUUUGAAAGCGAUUGUUUUUACGGUAUGUAAACAUGGAUAUAUGAAUAUUCACCCCCCCCCCCAAUUAUCGCGUCUAGUUACGGCCCUAAACCCAAUGAACGGUAAGUUUGUUUUAAAUAUUGAUGUAUUUUUUGCUUUACAAUUGCUUUAAAAAUAAUGCAUAUAAUUUCAGUGUAUUUUUAUUAAUUAUCCUGUCUUAAACUUUAAAUAAAGAAGAAAGCAAAGUUAUUUUCAUGCGCCGAUGCAAGAAUUUGAAAUAAUUUUAUUUUAAACUCAACUGAGUUUAACGAUGUAAAAAGGCAGUUUAGUUUUAAAGAACAUUUUAAAACCUUUUUGCGAAGCGUUUGCCGUUCGUGCAGGUUGAAUUAUAUAUUAAAUUGAAGUUUAAUUACGUAUAAUAACAUACUCAUAACAUGCCUAACAUAAUAUUUUUUUGGAAAUUGAUAAUUUUGUGAUUAAAAGUGAUAUUGUAAGCGGAUUUUUCAAUUUAAAAAAAUAUUGUUAAUAAAAUUAUCUAGAAAACCGAUGGGGGGGCGAACUAUUAAUGAUUACUAUGAUUCAUUGGCCAGUCUGAGGUAACGAGAUUUCGUGAGGGGAAAGUUCGAGCUUAGUUGCAACAAAAUGAGCUUGGCGGUAACAAGUUUAGACUGACAACUUGAGCAACCAAGGAAGAAGCAAAUAAAACAUUUUUUUUCCUUUUCUUUAUGCCAUUACAUUCAAACUUUGGUUUGAAAGCAACCACUAUGGGCUAUCGCUGGAAAGUUGGAAUUCUACGUUCAAUGCAGAUUGCCCAAUGUCUUUCUGUAUAAUUAGAAUUGUGUUUCACUUCUAUUCAAACCUUGUUUUGUUUGCAGUAAAUGGAGCACCACCACAAGUUGCUGCUGCCAAUCAAAAUUUACCAUCUGGGUAGGUAUUAUAAUAAAGAUUUCCUCCUCAUUGGGGAAAUGAAGACAGUAAUCCAGUAUGUCAUAUAAAUUGUAUAAAGUUAGCUUGAUUUAGGCGUCCUCCUGCUGUACCUAAAGUGAACUAAAUUAAACUCCCUGUAGGUUAUACUAAAUAUGGUCCUAUCAGUUUUAAUUUCCAAGCUGUUACUACUGUACUUUAUUAUUAUUAUUAUUAAUUAAUAAUAAUAAUAAUAAUAAUAAUAAUAAUAAUAAUAAAGUAGUAACAGCUUGGAAAUUAACUGAUAGGACCAUAUUUAGUAUAACCUACAGGGAGUUUAAUUUAGUUCACUUUAGGUUCGUACAUUCCAACCAUGAGGAACAUUAAAGGAGGCCAAGUGACGUGAGUGAUACCGAAUCUAUAAUAGUUGUAUAUAGUCUAUCAUCACUAAGCCAGUAAUUUACCUUUCUUUUCCAGCUGGGAACAAAAGGCUGAUCUUCAUGGCAGGGUUUAUUAUGUUGAUCAUGUUACCCGCACUACAACAUGGAGACGACCUCAAACACCGUUAGGCUGA
This is a messenger RNA of Paramuricea clavata, 3282 nucleotides long. NCBI's taxonomy places the organism in Eukaryota, Metazoa, Cnidaria, Anthozoa, Malacalcyonacea, Plexauridae. The record is from the annotation of a GenBank genome assembly.